AUGGGACUCGAACAGCAAUCCGAUGUGCUAGGAAAAUGGUACUAUGCGGCGGAGCGCACGUCGGACAACGGUGACAGCCUGAUCCACUUAUGCGAACAGACGGGCCUCAUCAUAGCUUCCACGUUUAAGAGGAAUCAUCGACAACAUCAGCUCACGUGGCAGGGGUCAACCCUUUUAACGCCUGAAGAGCAGCGCAAGUGGAAGAUGAGCACUCUUAAACUUCAGCUGGACUACGUUCUGGCGAAGAACAUUCCUCAGUUAGAUAUCCGAAAAUCUAGAGCUGUUUGGGACAUCGCGUUCGACUCUGACCACCUUCCAGUUCUUCUCAGCUUCAAGAUACGGUUCCACAAGAGAAACCGAGGAGUUCCUCUUCAACCAAAAAUCGACUGGCAGGUCUGA
Necator americanus (New World hookworm) is the source of this 399-nucleotide messenger RNA. RefSeq lists its product as uncharacterized. The transcript has a single exon. NCBI's taxonomy places the organism in Eukaryota, Metazoa, Nematoda, Chromadorea, Rhabditida, Ancylostomatidae. The record is from RefSeq and is a predicted model, not a curated record. Bases 1 to 399 code for a protein of 132 amino acids.